Molecule: messenger RNA, 588 nt
Organism: Linum trigynum
Lineage: Eukaryota; Viridiplantae; Streptophyta; Magnoliopsida; Malpighiales; Linaceae
Source: the annotation of a GenBank genome assembly
AUGUCAGAGGCCAAAAUUUCAUAUAGUUUUGCCCAUUUCUGUCCACAACUUAUAAGGAGUCCCAAGGCUCGAGCACGAUUAGGUCUACCAGAGAAGGAGUCUCCAGCUGCUGCUGCAAAUGUAAAGGAUCCUGACUACAUAAGAGCUUUGGCUGUUUUGGGGCAGACUCUUCUACAGAAAGGAGAGUAUGCAGAGGCUGCUCAAUAUUUAGAGCGUGUUAUCUCCAAGAUUCUUGCUAAUGGGGUUCCAACAGAAGGAGAAGAGCUCGAUAUCUUUAUUCUUACUUCUCAGUGGGCUGGAAUUUCCUAUAUAGAGCAGGGGAAGCAUGCAGAAGGGCUAGUCCAGCUGGAAAGAGUUGCGAAAUUGAAAGAGCCGGCAGAACCAAAGAGCAAAGUCCAUUACUUUGAUGGCUUGAUCAUACUUGCCAGUGCAUUAUACGACCGAGGCAGCAAAGCUGAAGCCGUAGCUUAUGCUCGUUUAGCCGCGGCUUAUAAUCCUGCGAAAUACAACAAGUUCUUGGAGAUGUGUGAGAAUGGAGAAGACAGUUUCGUCGUCGACCUGGUCAGCAGCCGGAGGCGAGACUACUGA